This is a messenger RNA of Vanrija pseudolonga, 1033 nucleotides long. It is a transcript of the gene EFM6, whose product is annotated as Protein-lysine N-methyltransferase EFM6. The transcript has 5 exons. The record is from RefSeq and is a predicted model, not a curated record. Gene Ontology annotation, cellular component: cytoplasm. Gene Ontology annotation, molecular function: protein-lysine N-methyltransferase activity. Gene Ontology annotation, biological process: peptidyl-lysine methylation. NCBI's taxonomy places the organism in Eukaryota, Fungi, Basidiomycota, Tremellomycetes, Trichosporonales, Trichosporonaceae. The coding region runs from base 21 to 812 and encodes 263 amino acids.
CUUGCCCCAUCACUCCCACCAUGACCGUCAUCACAGCGACAAUACCGAGCGCGAGCGUCCCGGAGGACAAGCAGCGCGCGGCGCGCGCACGCACCGGCUCGGUGUCGUCGACCGACUCCAACGCCGCCCUGCCGUCCUUCGAGGCGCUCGCGCCCCCGCGCCCCCCGACGACGACGCACGAGGAAGAGGUCGCGAUCGCUGUCCCCGGGGCGGCGGACGUGCGCCUCAAGGUCGACGCCGGGCCGGGGUGCGGCGGCAUCGCAUGGCCUGCUGGCGAGGUCCUCACACGGUACAUUGCGCACCGGCACGCGCGGGCGCCAGAACACCUGCGCGGCAAGACGGUGCUCGAGCUCGGCUCGGGGACCGGGCUCGUCGGCCUCGCGGCUGCGAUGCUCGAGCCUGAAGCCGACGUCUGGGUGACUGACCAGGACAUCCUCCUCGACCUCAUGCGCCAGAACGCAGAGCUCAACCUCCCUGGAGCGGGUAAUAUCCAUGUUGAGGAGCUGAGCUGGGGCGAGGACUUGCCGGCUGCCAUUCCUACUGCCAGCGUCGACGUGAUCCUCGCCGCGGACUGUGUCUACUUUGAGCCCGCGUUCCCCCUCCUCGUCAAGACCCUCUGCGACCUCGCCCCUCUCGGCAAGGACAUUGAGAUCCUCUUCUGCUACAAGAAGCGGAGAAAGGCCGACAAGCGCUUCUUCGCACUCCUCAAGAAGCACUUUGACUCGAUCGUCGUCGAAGACGACAAGGAAGGCGAGCGGGAAAAGUACAAUCGCGAGGGGGUCAUGUUGUGGCGCCUUCGUCGGAGGCGCUAGACUGGGUCUGGUCUCUCUCUCUUCUAUUGAUUGCGCCUUCGGCCUUGCCUCCGUCGGAUCGUCGGACCUUCUGGACUCGGGCGAGACGUCGGAUCGACUGGCAUGGCGCUCGCGACGGCGCUUCGCAACAGGUCACGAGCAAGUUGAGCAUAAAGCAUUACGGCAAACAUUGUAUUCUGGGGCUUGUAUUCACGUUUAUUCAUGGAUUGAGUGGUCUUGGG